Molecule: messenger RNA, 2766 nt
Organism: Colletotrichum spaethianum
Lineage: Eukaryota; Fungi; Ascomycota; Sordariomycetes; Glomerellales; Glomerellaceae
Product: DNA mismatch repair protein msh-2
Exons: 3
Coding region: 1-2766 (921 amino acids)
Biological process (GO): mitotic recombination; mismatch repair
Cellular component (GO): MutSalpha complex; nucleus
Molecular function (GO): mismatched DNA binding; ATP-dependent DNA damage sensor activity; ATP binding
Source: RefSeq, a predicted model, not a curated record
AUGUCUUCAAGGCCCGAAUUGAAGGUCGACGAUGAACACGGCUUCAUCCGCUUCUUCAAGUCUCUCCCGGCCGUACACGAAGACACAGUCCGCAUAUUCGACCGAGGCGAUUGGUACACAUCACACGGUGAAGAUGCCAACUUCAUUGCCCGCACAGUAUACAAGACGACGUCUGUCGUGAGGACACUCGGCCGAGAUGAAAAGACGGGUCUCCCCUCCGUGACAAUGACUGUUACGGUCUUCCGACAAUUCCUUCGAGAAGCACUGUUCAAGCUAGGCAAGAGGAUAGAGAUAUGGGAGAGCACGGGCGGCCGCAUGAAUUGGAAGGUUGUUAAGCAGGCGUCUCCAGGCAACCUGCAGGAUGUGGAGGAGGACUUGGGUGGCCAGAUCGAUGCCGCGCCGAUGAUCCUCGCCGUCAAGAUCUCCACCAAGGCCUCCGAGGCCAGAAGCGUUGGCGUCUGUUUCGCGGACGCCAGCGUACGGGAGUUGGGCGUCAGCGAGUUCCUUGACAAUGACCUGUUCUCCAACUUCGAGGCCCUGCUUAUCCAGCUGGGUGUCAGGGAGUGUCUCGUUCAGACGGACAAGGCCGACAAGAACAAGGAUCCGGACCUGGCGAAGCUGAAGCAGAUCAUCACCAACUGCGGCGUUGCCGUCUCGGAGCGGUCAGCUGGCGAGUUCGGCACCAAGGAUAUCGAGCAGGACCUUGCACGUCUUCUUAAGGAUGAGCGGGCAACAACUCUCCUGCCCCAGACCGACCUCAAGUUAGCCAUGGGCUCAGCCGCGGCGCUUAUCAAGUAUCUCGGCGUGCUCCACGACUCAUCCAACUUCGGACAGUACCAAUUGUACCAGCAUGACCUCUCCCAGUUUAUGAAGCUGGACGCGGCGGCGCUGAAGGCGCUAAACCUGAUGCCUGGCGCCCGAGAUGGCGCCAAGUCUAUGAGCUUGUAUGGUCUGCUCAACCACUGCAAGACUCCAGUCGGAAGCCGGUUGCUGUCGCAGUGGCUCAAACAGCCGCUCAUGAACAAGGAGGAGAUUGAGAAACGUCAGCAGCUCGUCGAGGCCUUUGUCAACGACACCGAGUUGAGACAGACGAUGCAGGAGGAACACCUUCGCUCGGUGCCGGAUCUCUACCGUCUCGCCAAGCGGUUCCAGAGGGGCAAGGCUAACCUCGAGGACGUCGUGCGUGCGUACCAAGUCAUUAUUCGGCUGCCUGGCUUCCUAGGAACUUUGGAAGGUGUCAUGGACGAAGCAUACAGGGACCCUCUUGACGAAGCCUACACAACCCCUCUCCGCGGACUCUCUGAUAGUCUCGCAAAGCUCUCGGAGAUGGUCGAGACCACUGUCGACCUGGACGCCCUUGACAACCAUGAGUACAUCAUCAAACCCGAGUUCGAUGACAGUCUGAGGAUCAUCAGGAAGAAGCUCGACAAGCUCAAGAGAGACAUCGACCAAGAGUUUUCAGAUGCAGCUCGCGAUCUGAGGCAGGAGGUUGGCAAAAAGAUCUUCCUUGAGAAUCACAAGGUUCACGGGUACUGCAUGAGACUCACGAGACAGGAAGCCGGCGCCAUCCGGAACAAGUCGGGCUACCAAGAAUGCUCAACACAAAAGAACGGAGUCUACUUCACGACUAAGACGAUGCAGAGCCUCCGUCGCGAGUUCGACCAGCUCUCGCAGAACUACAACAGGACACAGAGCAGCCUGGUGAACGAGGUCGUCGGCGUGGCGGCGUCCUAUUGCCCCGUCCUCGAGAGACUUGCGGGCGUCCUAGCUCAUCUGGAUGUUAUUGUCUCCUUGGCCCACUGCUCCGUCCAUGCGCCCUCCGAGUACGUGCGCCCCAAGAUCCACAAGCGAGGUGAAGGUCAGACUAUUCUCAAGGAGGCCCGCCACCCGUGUUUGGAGAUGCAGGACGACGUUCAGUUCAUCACGAACGACGUCGCCCUGACCCGGGACAAGUCUUCCUUCCUAAUCAUCACGGGCCCCAACAUGGGCGGAAAGUCGACCUACAUCCGCCAGAUCGGCGUCAUUGCCCUCAUGGCGCAGAUCGGCUGCUUCGUGCCUUGUACGGAGGCAGAGCUAACCAUCUUCGACUCGAUCCUCGCCCGUGUUGGCGCCAGCGACUCCCAGCUCAAGGGCGUGUCGACUUUCAUGGCCGAGAUGCUUGAGACGGCCAACAUUCUUAAGUCGGCGACGGCCGAGUCGCUCAUCAUCAUUGACGAGUUGGGCCGCGGUACCUCGACUUACGACGGCUUCGGUCUCGCGUGGGCCAUCUCGGAGCAUAUCGUCAAGGAGAUUGGCUGUUUCGCCAUGUUUGCGACGCACUUCCACGAGUUGACAGCUCUGGCAGACGAGCACCCGCAGGUCCACAACCUGCAUGUCACGGCGCACAUUAGCGGUGGCGGCGGCGAGAACAGCAAGCGCGAGGUGACGCUGCUGUACAAGGUGGACGACGGUGUGUGCGACCAGAGUUUUGGUAUCCAUGUGGCGGAGCUGGUUCGGUUCCCGGAUAAGGUGGUGCGGAUGGCGAAGCGAAAGGCUGACGAGCUUGAGGAUUUUACGUCCAAGCAUGAGGACCUGGGGCUCAAGUACAGCAAGUCAGACAUCGAAGAGGGCAGCGCGCUGCUCAAGGAUGUGCUGCUGCGAUGGAAGGGAGAGGUUGCCGCAGGGCAGAUGAGCAAGCAGGAGAUGGUCUCCAAGCUGAAGGGCUUGGUCAUGGCGGACGAGAAAUUGCUGGCGAACCCUUUCUUCCAGUCUGUCAAGACGUUGUGA